Messenger RNA from Sitophilus oryzae (rice weevil), 681 nucleotides. Its product is annotated as galectin-4-like. Lineage: Eukaryota; Metazoa; Arthropoda; Insecta; Coleoptera; Curculionidae. The transcript is spliced from 5 exons. Gene Ontology annotation, molecular function: carbohydrate binding. Bases 96 to 551 code for a protein of 151 amino acids. The record is from RefSeq and is a predicted model, not a curated record.
UUCAAUAAACUAUAUAAAAGCAGUAUCGUUGAGUUUUUCAGUUUUUAUUCAGUUUUUCAUUUUCGCCCAACUCAGGUCAAUAUUCUAAAUAUACCAUGUCUCAUAUUUCCCCUAUUCCUGGUGGAAUGCGCGCAGGCCUAGUUAUAACUAUCAAAGGAGAAGUCCUACCAGGAGCAAAAAGGUUUAGAGUCGAUCUACAAACUGGCAAGAGCAGGGAUGGAGACAUUCAGUUCCAUUCCGGAAUAAGACUAGACGAAGGAGUUAUUGUAAGAAAUAAUAGGAGUAAUGAUGUUUGGCAUGCAGAAGAUAGAUAUGGAACUUUAAAUAUUCAUCAAGGCCGAGCAUUUUGGAUAGAAAUUUCUGUUGAAGUUGAUAAAUAUGUCAUGUAUAUUGAUGGAAAAUUUUUCUGCAUCUUUCCACACAGAAUGUCUAUGAGUCAAGUGACCCAUCUAAGCGUAUAUGGUGACUGUCUUGUAGAAUCUGUUACGUUUAAAAUCAGAGAAUCUUCAGAGCAACGUUUUGUUACCACCACAACUGAGUAUGUGUACUAAAUGUUUGUACUUGUGUUAUGUCUAAACAUAUUAUAAAGUCAAACCAUUUUAUAAUUAAACUUAGUAUACUGAUACUGUUAACAACGAACAGGUUUUAGUUUUCAAAAAACGUUAAAUUACAAGAAUAAAA